AUGAUUCUGGAUAAAGCAUCGCUGUUAUUUAUCAUUUGGUCAGUGAUGAUUCGUGCUGGUCGAGUGGUAACAAGCACUUCUACUAGGCAACAACAGGAUCUGGAAGAGUUCUGGAUUUCCGUUAAUUUGUUAAAUGUUGAGUGGAAGCCAUCUUGCCUCAUAAUCACUUAUUGCAAUAAACCGGAACUAAAAAUGAUUGAGACAAAUCCGCUGAAUGGAGAGAAAAGCUCAUUCAGUUGGCAGUUGGAUCAAAAUUUCGAACAGUUGUCGAAUAGCAUUUUCAUUAGCCAUUGGACGGCAGGAUCCCCUGUGGAUAUUGAAAUGAAUAUCGAAAUUAUUGGUAUUGAUCCGAAAUAUCGGUUUCAACGUAGUUGUGAUCAAACUGUCGUAACGAAGGCUUUUAAGUAUGAAUUACAGGAAGAACAUUUUGGGAAUUUUGGGAAUUCGAGUACAGGAAAUGGUAGUAACCUCGGUCAGAUGAUAGUUGAACUGCGGGGUCGAUGCUUUAAUGCUACUUUAACGGUUCAAAAACACAUCGAACGUUCUCCGUGGUGCACCAGAAUUGAAACGGCUACAAUUGGUGAUAGUAUUAAGCCUUAUGAACAUGACUUUGAAUUUUUUCCGAUCAAGCAGUACAGUUUGGUGAUGCUUAUCUGUGUCGUUACAUCCUGUCUGAUAAUUAUGUGUGCUGUACAGUGUAUUUUGUAUCUAUACAGGAAAUCAGGGAAACUGGCUAAGCAGAAAGCAUCAGUAUUACCUUUCGUCCAGUCAACGAAUUGGAAGAUGAUGGAAAUUAAUGGAAAUGGCCAUUUAAAUCCCAAUACGAUGUGCGAGAAUAAAAGCAAUAAUAGCAGUAACAGGUCUACUUUGAAAAGUGAAUCAUUAAUUAAUUGUGCUCAUGAUCAAAUUUUUGCUAAUUCCGAUACGAUAAUCGAAAGUAACCGGUCAUCACUCAUAAAUGAUAGAACUUACGACAAUGUCGCUCAUUAUAAUGAUGUUUAA
Molecule: messenger RNA, 1002 nt
Organism: Brugia malayi
Lineage: Eukaryota; Metazoa; Nematoda; Chromadorea; Rhabditida; Onchocercidae
Exons: 5
Coding region: 1-1002 (333 amino acids)
Source: RefSeq, a predicted model, not a curated record